AUGUCCAGCAGCGUUCAACUAUUGGUCACCAGUAUUGUCCUAUUGAUAAGAUUUACCUAUGCUGAACUUACACUGAAUAACAAAAAAUUGGAAUGGAUUAUUGGUUCCUGGCGAUCGGAAUUCUCCGGAAAGGUGUUCUGGCCAACAGUACCGACAAUGACAUUUGGUGAAGAGUUGAUUAUUGCAGAGGCACCACUUGCCAAAUCCGUUAAUGUACAGUUUUUGAAUUUCAGUGCACGUGCAUGGUCGCAUACAACCAAAGAUCAUUUUCAUGAUGAAUGGGGCUUUAUUACAGUGGAUCCGUCUGGUAAUGCUACACUGAUGACAGCCGGAAAUAACGGAUUUACAACUUAUGAAGUGGGACAAGUUGCACCAAAUAAGAUGAUUUUAACACUGAAAGAUAUUGGAAGGAUUUCAUUCUCAAGGGAUCUUCCAGUUGAAGAUCUACGACGAACAUUCAUCAAACAUGACGAUCAGUAUUUGGAGCAAAUAAUUGAGAUGCGAACAGCAACACAUCCAACACAAGGCUAUCUGGAGCAUACUCGAGUGAUCUAUACGAAACAGAAGAUAUAA
This is a messenger RNA of Loa loa (African eye worm), 573 nucleotides long. RefSeq lists its product as hypothetical. Lineage: Eukaryota; Metazoa; Nematoda; Chromadorea; Rhabditida; Onchocercidae. The coding region runs from base 1 to 573 and encodes 190 amino acids. The transcript has 5 exons. The record is from RefSeq and is a predicted model, not a curated record.